AAUCUAUGCCAUGCCUAACUGAAAGGCUUACAAAUACCCUAGUCAAAACUGGGAUUCAAUUCAAAAAUCGCAUUAUCGUAGCCUCCGCCCUCAGCGUCGGCCGCCCUACGGCCCGCCCCGCGUAAACAAACAUGUAGAGGGGCCACGCGGCCCGACCGAGACGCACGAUGUGCAAGCGAGACACAGCUCCGCGCAACGCCAAAACCCGAACCCUACAAUUAGUAGGCGAGAUUCGUUCGCCGCAUCAAUCCGUUAAGAUAAUUGCUCCGAAUUUUCUUGGGAUUUUCGCGUGUGAUGUGACGUCAUCUUUGUGGAAAAUCUGAUGGGCCGAUAUGCAUUGUGCAUACUAUCAGCAGCAUGGGGAGCACCCAGUGAACCAUAAUGGGAGUAAUCAUUAUUUCAAUGAGGAACAUCCGAGCUUACGCGGCACGCCGCUGGCGAUGUUGGCGGCGCAGUGCAACAAGCUGUCGAGUAAAUCUCCGCCGCCGCUGGCCGACGCAGCCGUUGGCAAGGGCUUCCACCCGUGGAAGAAGAGCCCCGGCGCGCACUCCCCGCCCGGCGGCGGCGGCGCGCCGCGCUCGCAGCCGCCCGCCUGCACCCCCUACGGCCGAGGACCCACAUCUUGUGCCGCGCCACCCUCCUAUGGAAACGACCUCUAUUUCCCGUCAUCCGGCGACCAACUCCUAGGCAAAAGCGAAUCCAGUGCGAGUCUCGGCUCGAUGUACUCCCGACACCCCUAUGAAUCGUGGCCUUUCAACGUCGGCGGCGGCGGCAGUAGUGGUGCCUUAAAAGCUGCCGAAAUGGGCGGCGUCGGUGCCGUCGGCGGUACGUGGUGGGAUGUUCACAGCGGAUGGUUAGACGUCGGAGGACAAAUGGCAAAUUACGCGGGCCAAGACUACUCGCAAUUAACGCAUUCACUAUCCGGUGGUGCUCACUUACUACCCCCCGCCCCGCAUCUGCUUCAAGACGCAUACAAAUCCGUGUUGCCGACGCAGGGUUCGUUUGGUCUGCACGGGCCGGGUUCACCGGCGCCACCCGCGCAAGCUCCUUCUCCACGGUCGCAGCGCCGGUACGCCGGCCGAGCCACCUGCGACUGCCCCAACUGCCAAGAAGCAGAGAGGCUGGGCCCCGCGGGCGCUCAUCUAAGAAAAAAAAACAUUCACAGUUGUCACAUACCCGGCUGUGGGAAAGUGUACGGCAAAACGUCCCACCUAAAAGCCCACCUUCGCUGGCACACAGGCGAAAGGCCUUUCGUAUGCAACUGGUUAUUCUGCGGGAAGAGGUUCACGCGCUCCGACGAGCUGCAGCGGCACCUGCGCACGCACACCGGAGAGAAGAGGUUCGCGUGUCCAGUGUGCAAUAAGAGAUUUAUGCGGUCAGACCACCUAGCGAAACAUGUGAAAACGCAUAACGGAGGUAAAAAAGGCAGUUCGGAUUCGUGUUCGGACUCGGAGGAGAACAGCCAAGGGGAAGGCGGCGUGGGCGGACGGUCACCGGAGCACCCGCUGGACGUGAAGCCGGGCUCGCUGGUGUGACGCGCGCGCGCGGCCGCGCCGCCCGCCGCCGCCGCGCCGCCGCUGCCGCUACUGCACCACGCACCGCUCCUGUGAUACUACCGCCCGCGCCCCGAGCCCGGGCCUGUACAUACCACAUAUCAGAACAUUGUACAUAGUAACGUGCUCCUGUAAAAUAGACAAUGCGGUAUUGCAGCCGUUGUGUAUUUGUCGUGAGACUUAAGUGUUGUACAGUAUAGAACGCUAAUGAUAUAGUAAGAAUUGUAUGGUUAAUUAGAAUAAGUAGAUCACUCUUUUAGUCCAAAAUUACAGUUCAUUAUUUAUUACAUUACUUUAUAUUUUAUAUAAUAAUACCUCAAUUGAUAUGAAUGAAAACGAAUUUAUUGUCGGACCCUGCUAAUGCUUAUGUUCUUGCCUGUAAUUUAUGUAUGUAUAAAGAUAACUAUUUUACAUGCAGUUUUGUGAAUAAUAUGGCUCCUACUUAAUGGUAGUUUAAGCCGGACUGCUGGGUAUAUUGACUUUGCAAUAUUAAUUAGAUAUAUGAACUGUACGGUCAAUGAAUAUGCCAAGGGAAUUAUCAAUAUUGACCAAAAAAAAAAUUCGAUAAACCGAGACACCGACAAAACAACUUUAUGCUUAUGCUUACUCUUAAAAUAUAUACGAGACUAAAAUAUGCACUAGAUACCUAACUAAUUGU
Messenger RNA from Cydia strobilella, 2211 nucleotides. It is a transcript of the gene Sp1, whose product is annotated as transcription factor Sp9. Gene Ontology annotation, biological process: regulation of transcription by RNA polymerase II. The transcript is spliced from 2 exons. NCBI's taxonomy places the organism in Eukaryota, Metazoa, Arthropoda, Insecta, Lepidoptera, Tortricidae. The coding region runs from base 333 to 1535 and encodes 400 amino acids. Gene Ontology annotation, molecular function: RNA polymerase II cis-regulatory region sequence-specific DNA binding; DNA-binding transcription factor activity, RNA polymerase II-specific. The record is from RefSeq and is a predicted model, not a curated record.